Epithele typhae is the source of this 810-nucleotide messenger RNA. Its product is annotated as cytochrome c and c1 heme-lyase. Gene Ontology annotation, biological process: cytochrome c-heme linkage. Gene Ontology annotation, molecular function: holocytochrome-c synthase activity. The transcript is spliced from 3 exons. Bases 1 to 810 code for a protein of 269 amino acids. Lineage: Eukaryota; Fungi; Basidiomycota; Agaricomycetes; Polyporales; Epitheliaceae. The record is from RefSeq and is a predicted model, not a curated record. Gene Ontology annotation, cellular component: mitochondrion.
AUGGGUCAGGCCGCCUCCUCCUCCGCCACUGCCUCCUCCUCCGCCAUCCCAUCCGCGCCUGCGAAGUGCCCAAUAGACCACAAGGCGCAAGCGCAGGCGCAGGCGCAAGCUCCCGCGAAGUGCCCCAUCCAACACGACAAGCCCGCGCAAUGCCCGAUCCAGCACGACGCGCCCUCUGCCCCCGAGCUGAACCCGCUGAACCAGAUGCCGACGCUCUCGCAGGCGAUGGCGGCCGCGCAGGCGGCCGCGCUGCCGACGGAGCGCGAGACGUCGACGAUCCCGCGCGGGGACGCGUCCGGCGAGCGGUGGGAGUACCCGUCCCCGCAGCAGUUCUACAACGCGCUCGUCCGCAAGGGCUGGGAGACCCCGGAGGAGCACGUCGAGACGAUGGUCCACAUCCACAACUUCCUCAACGAGGAGGCCUGGCAGGAGAUCGUCAAGUGGGAGCGCAGGGAGGACCCGUGCGUCACGGCCGUGCCCCAGCUGUCGCGCUUCAAGGGCCGCCCUGGUGAGCUCUCGCCCAAAGCCCGCUUCUGGCUCUUCGCUGGCUGGCUGCUCCCCUCUCGCUUCAACUCUGAGCCGCCCUUCGACCGACACGACUGGGUCGUCCGCCGCCCGCACGGGGAGGAGGUCCGCUACGUGAUCGACUACUACUCCGCGCCGGACGAGCCCGACGGCUCGCCCGUGUUCUCGCUCGACGUCCGUCCCGCGCUCGACAGCGCCGGGAGCAUCAAGCAGCGCAUUUUCGCCGCGACCGAGGACGUGUGGGCGGCGCUGCGCGAGAACGACCCGCAGACGCGCCCACACUGA